ACAGCGGUCGGCGUGUUUGUACGUCUGGGUUUUGCAAGCCUUAGGGUAACGAAGAUGGCGGCGGUACCAGCGGAGGGUAUUCUUAUUGGAGAUAAAAUGUAUUCCAGCGUAGAGAUCACAUUGAAGAACUGUGUGAUUCCUGAAGAACGGGUACAAUUUACUGCUUCGAUGGUGGACGGGCUCGAUCUGGAGGUAGAAACGGACCUUCGUAUUGUUGGUUGUGAACUCAUUCAAGCCGCGGGGAUUCUUCUCAAACUCCCACAGGUGGCUAUGGCAACCAGCCAGGUUUUAUUCCAGCGGUUCUAUUACUCAAAAUCUUUUGUAAAGCAUAUUAUGGAGAUUGUAGCAAUGGCUUGUGUUCAUUUGGCAUCUAAAAUUGAAGAAGCUCCUAGACGUGUGAGGGAUGUUGUCAACGUAUUUCACCAUCUCCGACAAGUUAGAGAAAGGAAGAAGUCUGCACCUAUGCCUUUAGAUGCCAGCUACAUCAACCUAAAGAAUCAAGUUAUCAAGGCAGAGAGAAGGGUACUUAAAGAACUAGGUUUUUGUGUACACGUCCAGCAUCCACAUAAGAUAAUCGUAAUGUAUCUUCAGGUGUUAGAGUGUGAACGCAAUCAACACCUGGUCCAGACAUCAUGGAAUUACAUGAAUGACAGCCUUCGAUCAGAUGUGUUCGUUCGAUUUCAUCCAGAAACUAUUGCAUGUGCCUGUAUCUACCUUGCAGCUAGAGCACUGGAGAUACCACUUCCUAGUCGACCCCACUGGUUUCUUCUGUUUGGUGCUAAUGAAGAGGAUAUUCAGGAUGUGUGCCAUAGGAUUCUAAAACUGUACACCAGGAAAAAGGCUGAUUUGGCAUACUUGGAAAAGAAAGUUGAAGAAAGGAAGAUGGCGUUAGAGGAAGCUAAAGCAAAAGCUAAAGGUCUUUUACCUGAUGGAACACCGGCACUUGAGAAUACAGCUGGUUUUUCACCGUCUUCCAAAAAUGAAACCCCAAGGGAGGCAAAAGCUGACAGGACGUCUCCAUUGGCUGCCCAGGCAGUAAAACAUGCCAGAAGAAAGCUGGAUGAUGGAAAGCAUUCUAGGUCUGCUAGUCCUGAUACAAACAUUCAAAGAGGAAGCAGAAGUCGAAGUCGGAGUAGAAGCAGAGAUCGCAGUCGCACAAGGUCCCGAUCUAGGUCACAGACACCUAAAAGACGAAGUCGAAGCCACACUGGGUCCAGCAGUUCUAGAUCCCGCAGUUACUCCAGAAGUCGCAGUGACUCCCCACCAAGAAAACAUAGUCAUAACUCUAGUUAUAGUAGACCCAAGCACAAAAAUUAUGAAAAUUCCAAGGAUUACAAGUAUGGAGUUCUAAAUCAUCAUAGGUCUCGUAGCAGGAGUCGUGGUCGUAGCUCAUCCCGUUCUAGAAGCAGGUCCAGAGACCGAUCAGAUCACAUGAAAAAAUACAAAAAAGAAAGCCACUCUUACAGAACACGAAGGCAUCAUCGAUCACACUCUUACGAAAGAUCCAGUAGUAGCCAUGGGAGGAGAGAUCAUUCAGGACACCGACGGCACAGAAGAUAGUCUGUGAAUUACCAUUGACAUUGAGUCUGAGAAUUGACAGACCAUCUGCAUAGCUUUUUUGAGGUUGAACUUUUUUGAUGACCUUUGAGUUUUGCAGGAGAUGUGAUGCCAACUGUUCACUAGAUCCAUUCUGUAACUAAAACACUUGUAAUAAAAAUCCAAAAUCCCAGUCUUGACAUUGCAGAGAAUGUCUAUUGGAAAUGUUUUGGGGGUCCUAUUUGUAUGUAAUUAUAAUUAUUUAAAUGCAUUUAAAAGUUUAUAUAUAUAACACAAACUGUGCUGAACCUGUACAAGAUAAGUGCAGGACACUACCUUUGUAUGCAGUAAAGUUGUUUUGAAAUCUACUGUGUAUUGUUCAUCAGGUUGGAUUUC
Molecule: messenger RNA, 1932 nt
Organism: Protopterus annectens (West African lungfish)
Lineage: Eukaryota; Metazoa; Chordata; Ceratodontiformes; Protopteridae
Product: cyclin-L1-like
Exons: 11
Coding region: 55-1560 (501 amino acids)
Biological process (GO): regulation of transcription by RNA polymerase II
Cellular component (GO): nucleus
Molecular function (GO): cyclin-dependent protein serine/threonine kinase regulator activity
Source: RefSeq, a predicted model, not a curated record